Chaetomium strumarium is the source of this 1625-nucleotide messenger RNA. Its product is annotated as C2H2 type zinc-finger-domain-containing protein. The transcript is spliced from 2 exons. Lineage: Eukaryota; Fungi; Ascomycota; Sordariomycetes; Sordariales; Chaetomiaceae. The record is from RefSeq and is a predicted model, not a curated record. Gene Ontology annotation, biological process: ribosomal large subunit biogenesis. Gene Ontology annotation, cellular component: preribosome, large subunit precursor. Bases 220 to 1293 code for a protein of 357 amino acids.
GCUUUUACCGUUGUCCACUGACAGCGAACUGUUAAAACUGACAGUCGUCAGAGGGAAUCAGUUAGAUCACCGUUUGACUUUAAAAAGGCCUCCAUCAAGCCAUAACGAGUGUUAUACGCGGUCGAAUAAUUGUUCCUCAAUCUCCAGAGCCCAACAAGUGCAGAAAUCCCACCUUGAUUCUAUAACUUGACCUCAACCUUCUUUUUACUUGCUGUACAUAUGAGCGACACCGGUGACAUGGAUGCUACUGUUACUGCUCCAGUACCUUCACUGGAGUGUCGAUUAUGCGAUGUAUCAUUCGAGACUGUCGAAGAAAAACGGCAACACGCGAAAAGCGAAUGGCACGUGUACAAGAUUCGGUGUCGAGUCGCCGAGCCUGGAAGCACUCUUACUCCCCCCGACAACCUGGAUGGAAUCAGCAACCCAUCAACCAGGCAGCGAAACCAAGGCCGGAAAUCUACAUCGACAUUGCCUCCAGCCAAUAAGGAGAGUUCCGAUGAGGAGUCAGAAACUGACACAUCCGACUUGGACUCAUCCGACAGGGACAUCUUUGAAUUCCUUCCUGAAGAGUGUCUCUUCUGCGCCCAAUGCAGCAACGACUUCGUUGAGAACCUAUCACACAUGCAUCAAGCUCACAGUUUCAUGAUCCCUUUCGAGGCCUCACUAGCAGUGGAUCCCCAAACCCUGAUCUGGUUUCUCCAUAUGGUCAUCAACAGCUACCGGGAAUGUAUCUGCUGCGGAACACACCGGCGGUCCGUUGAGGCGGUCCGGCAGCAUAUGUUGUCCAAGGGUCACUGUCGCUUUAACGUGACCGACGAGAUGCGCGGGUUCUACGAUAUGGACGCUUUAGGUCAGCACACUGCAGACGGAUGCAGUCAUCCGGACGACCAUACCCUCAGGUUACCGACCGGGAAACUCCUCGCUCAUCGCUCCCAAGUCGAUCCCUCUCCAAGGAGCAGGCGGCGAGAAAAGACACCGGCUGGCCCAUCUGCUUUGCUUGCCUCUGAGGAGCCAAAUCCUACCACCGGCGAACCACAAGCUCUCACCAAGCGAGACCGAAAAGAGCAAGCACUCACUACCCAAGUCGCGCAGCUGCGCGCCGGAGAUCGGAUGAGUCUGAUACAUCUGCCGGAGUCUCAACAACGAUCGCUGCUUGCGGUGCACAAGAAAGAGCUGGACAAGGCGAAGCGGGCAGAUAGGCGGACGCGCAGCCGGUUGGAUCAUGUUGGGAAUAAGACUGCGGUGCAUACGAAGUAUUACCAGCAGGAGAACCCAGUUUAUCAAUGCGGUUAGGCAGAGGGUUCAUAAUACGAGGGGGUUGUUGUCCGAGCCCUGUUCUUUGAAUGCUGUUUUUCCCAUCUUGAGAUGCCCCCCUUUGCUCUACUAUGGCUAAACCCUGAGAGGUUCUUGUCCACUUGUCAGAGCACAAUGUCACUCCGUGAUUGAGGAUGUUAUAGGUUCCAGGCUGUUAUCAAUCUUGUAUCCUCCUCACUGACCCAGUACAUCCCUCCCCUUGAUUCCUAUCCGGUAGGGUGUCCAUCGAGUAGGUGCGGAAGAGCUGUCAAUUCAUGGGGAAGAACUUAGACCUUGGACAAAACUCAUGCUUGAAGCAACAGAAAAGGAUG